This is a messenger RNA of Chrysoperla carnea, 3037 nucleotides long. It is a transcript of the gene Lon, whose product is annotated as lon protease homolog, mitochondrial. Gene Ontology annotation, biological process: mitochondrion organization; protein quality control for misfolded or incompletely synthesized proteins; chaperone-mediated protein complex assembly. The transcript has 13 exons. Lineage: Eukaryota; Metazoa; Arthropoda; Insecta; Neuroptera; Chrysopidae. Bases 26 to 2962 code for a protein of 978 amino acids. Gene Ontology annotation, cellular component: mitochondrial matrix. The record is from RefSeq and is a predicted model, not a curated record. Gene Ontology annotation, molecular function: single-stranded DNA binding; ATP hydrolysis activity; serine-type endopeptidase activity.
UUAAUAUAUAAUAUAAAAUUAAAAUAUGGCAUUGUAUUCAAUGCAUUCAAAUUUAAUUCGUCAAGUGUCGAGAACGUUUAUAAAAUCCACAAAAACAUGUUAUUUAGAAUAUUCUAGAUUAGCCGGUUCAACUACUCGUAGUUUCCUAUUACAAAAAUGUCAUUCAAAUAAUAGAAUUUUACACGAUUACGAACGUCGAUUGGUAUUUCACAGUUUUAGACAUUUCACUUCCAAAAAUAAUAAUAAUGAUGAUGGAAAUCGUCGUGACGAAGAUGAGGUUGUCAAUAGUCACCCACAUUUACCAGCCACUGUGGCUGUUCCUGAAGUAUGGCCUCAUGUACCCGUCAUAGCCAUUCGAAGAAAUCCAGUAUUCCCUAGAUUUAUAAAAUUAAUUGAGCUAACUAAUCCACAACUAAUCAGUUUAGUACGACGGAAAGUGAAAUUAAAUCAACCCUAUUGUGGAAUAUUCCUUAAAAAAAGUGAUGAAAAUGAUUCGGAUGUAAUAACAAAACUUGAUGAAGUAUAUUCGGUAGGAACCUUCGCACAAAUACAUGAAAUGCAAGAUCUGGGUGAUCGUUUACGUUUGGUUGUAAUGGCUCAUCGUCGUAUCAAAAUCACUGGAUUAAUCAAAGAUAUGGAAAUAGAAGUUGUGCCUGAAAUGAAACUUACAUUUCCACUAUUAAAUUCUCCAUCUUCAUCUAUGAACGUCUUUAUAGACGAUAGUGAUCCGGAAAAACGAAGACGUAAAAGACUUAGUUCACGCCCGAAAGCCGCCGCUGUAAAACCAGAAAUUGAAUCAGUUAAAAAAUCAGAUAAAUCGGAAAAGUCAUUGUCACCACCACAAACACAAACAGAAACAACAGGGCAAACAGAACCAAAGAAAGACGCAACUAAUACAAUUCAACCUGUUUUAAUGGUUGAAGUUGAAAAUUUAGUACACAAGAAGUUUCAACAAACAGAAGAAGUGAAAGCAUUAACGCAAGAAGUGAUCAAAACUAUAAGAGAUAUAAUUAGUUUAAAUCCACUUUAUCGUGAAAGCUUGCAACAAAUGUUACAUCAAGGACAACGUGUUGUUGAUAAUCCUGUUUAUUUAAGUGAUCUAGGUGCUGCUUUAACUGGAGCUGAUGCAGCGGAACUUCAAUCUGUUUUAGAAGAAAUGGAUAUUCCCAAAAGGUUAAUGCUAUCUUUAUCAUUAUUGAAAAAAGAAUAUGAAUUAUCAAAAUUACAACAGAAAAUUGGUCGAGAAGUUGAAGAAAAAGUGAAACAACAACAUAGAAAAUAUAUUUUACAUGAACAAUUAAAAGUAAUUAAAAAAGAACUAGGCCUGGAAAAAGAUGAUAAAGAUGCUAUUGGUGAAAAGUUUCGUGAAAGAAUUAAAGAAAAAAUUGUUCCGAAAGCCGUUAAUGAUGUUAUCGAAGAAGAAUUAAGUAAAUUAAACUUUUUAGAAAGUCAUAGUUCAGAAUUUAACGUUACAAGAAAUUAUUUAGAUUGGUUAACAACAUUACCAUGGGGGAUAUCAAGCUCAGAAAAUUUAAGUCUUCAACGUGCAGCUGAAAUAUUAGAAGAAGAUCAUUAUGGAAUGGAAGAUAUUAAAACGCGUAUAUUAGAAUUUAUUGCUGUUAGCCAGUUAAAAGGAAGCACUCAAGGCAAAAUAUUAUGUUUCUAUGGACCACCUGGAGUAGGAAAAACCAGUAUCGCUCGUUCAAUUGCACGUGCAUUAAAUCGUGAAUAUUUCCGGUUUUCUGUUGGUGGAAUGACUGACGUUGCCGAAAUUAAAGGUCACAGAAGAACGUAUGUUGGUGCAAUGCCGGGUAAAAUAAUACAAUGUUUAAAAAAGACAAAAACCGAAAAUCCUUUAGUAUUGAUUGAUGAAGUUGAUAAAAUUGGCAAGGGAUAUCAAGGAGAUCCAAGCUCAGCUUUAUUAGAAAUGCUUGAUCCAGAACAAAAUGCCAAUUUCUUAGAUCAUUAUUUAGAUGUUCCAGUUGAUCUUUCGAAGGUAUUAUUUAUUUGUACAGCAAACGUAAUCGAUACUAUUCCAGAACCAUUACGUGAUCGUAUGGAAUUAAUUGAUAUGUCGGGAUAUGUAGCAGAAGAAAAAAUGGCAAUUGCCAAACAAUAUUUGAUUCCACAAGCAAUGAAAGAUAGUGGCUUAAAAUCAGAAAACAUACUCAUCAAAGAUGAUUCAUUACAAGAAUUAAUAAAACGUUAUUGUCGAGAAUCAGGUGUACGAAAUUUACAAAAACAAAUCGAUAAGGUAGUACGAAAAGUUGCAUAUCGUGUUGUAAAAGAAUCAGCACAACAUGUUGAAAUUACACCAGAAAAUUUACAAGAUUUUGUUGGCAAACCUGUAUUUACACAUGAUAGAAUGUAUUUAACAACUCCAGCCGGAGUAGUCAUGGGACUAGCAUGGACAGCAAUGGGUGGUUCAACGUUAUUCAUUGAAACUUCAACCAGAAGGCCAUACGUAUUAAAUGAAACUAACGAUAAAGAUAAAGCUAAACAAAAUAGUGGAUCAUUAGAAUUGACCGGUCAUUUAGGAAAUGUUAUGAAAGAAUCUGCAAAUAUCGCAUUAACAGUUGCUAGAAAUUUUCUACAUCAAGUAGAUCCUUCAAAUGAUUUCUUACUUUCCAAUCAUAUACAUUUACACGUUCCUGAAGGCGCAACACCAAAAGAUGGACCUAGUGCUGGGUGUACGAUAGUAACAGCCCUUUUAUCUUUAGCAAAAAAUAAACCUAUUCGUCAAAAUGUUGCUAUGACAGGUGAAAUUUCUUUAAUGGGAAAGAUUUUACCUGUUGGAGGUAUUAAAGAAAAAAUUAUUGCCGCAAAGCGAGUGGGUGUUAAUUGUAUUAUAUUACCAGAAGAAAAUAAGAAAGACUACAAUGAUCUUCCGAAAUUCAUAACUGAGGGAUUAGAAACACACUUUGUUAGCGAAUACAAAGAAAUUUAUGAUAUUUGUUUCUAAGAAUUGUCGUUAUGAUAUCCAUUCAUAAUAGAUCAUUAUAAUAAUGUUACGUUUAAAUACAUAUAUAAUUCAUUU